AUCAUGUGCUUGAAGCGAAUCACUGGGUCAAGUUAUUUCUCAACCUAUUGUUGUCUUACUCAAGUUAGGCCUACUACCUUAUUUGGGGACGGUAGUGUUUACGUACGUGGUGUCCGGUUUGAACAUCAUAUAGGUUGUGGUGUCAUUCUGUAAAGAUGUCUGCGGGCGUUUGGACUCUCGUUUUAUCAUUAGUGGCAGGUGUGAGCUGUGAUAUAUAUUUACACAACCCAAGGGGAAGUAACAAUCGACUAGAUGAGGAAACAAGGAACAGAGCAAAUGAUAACAGAAUGUUUGACUCCCAAAACAACAACCGUGGUGGUAACAAUGUCGGUUCCCUGUAUUACUACGCUGGAUCCAUUCUCCAGAUCGAGUGGACAAACCAGCAUUCCUGUGCCAGUCCACACAGCCACUGUGAGUUAGUGAUCCAAUACAUGUGUCACAACCUGGUCAGAGAUGGCGCCACCACAAA
Mizuhopecten yessoensis (Yesso scallop) is the source of this 469-nucleotide messenger RNA. Its product is annotated as protein DD3-3-like. The transcript is spliced from 4 exons. The record is from RefSeq and is a predicted model, not a curated record. Lineage: Eukaryota; Metazoa; Mollusca; Bivalvia; Pectinida; Pectinidae. The annotation marks the transcript as partial.